Pocillopora meandrina is the source of this 5850-nucleotide messenger RNA. NCBI's taxonomy places the organism in Eukaryota, Metazoa, Cnidaria, Anthozoa, Scleractinia, Pocilloporidae. The record is from the annotation of a GenBank genome assembly.
GUGAAAAGUGUCAAACAAAAUGAGCUAGUUUUCGUCAAUUUUCGCCAUAUUCUGGAUACGAUCAAGUUAGAAAAUACUUCUACCCCUCUUGAGGAAGCAUGGCUUACAGGGAUGGCGCGGUAAGACUUUCUAAAAUAAUCUGAAUUUAACCAUGAGGGAUCAGCGUCCUUCCAUAUCCUCGGCAUGUGGCUUUUGACUCCUCUUGGUUUGUUUAUUUUCACUACAUCCGUUGCUGAAAAGAAAUUGUGGUGGAGCUGAUCUUGUCGAUUUAUGGCCGUUUCCAAUGGGCUAAAUUAAAAAGUUAUUUUAGUCCGUUGAGCUAAAUUAUGAGAGCGUGGAGCAGAAUUUUAAUCGACAACCGUACUGUACAUAGUUAGUCUGACAUCACAAACGCAAGGAUUUAGUUUGAAAUUACCUCCACGAUUUUACUUUGAUCUUUCGAAACUACUAGCUAUCUGCAGGGCGUUGAUAAUAAGACUUAUUAUUUUUAAUAAAUUGUGGGUAUACUCACUUUCACGUAAGUGGAUAAUCACGUUAAGUUGCAUAUCGUGUUGUAGUUUAAAAUGAAUUUACCAUCGAAUUUAUUUUAAUUAAGUUUAAUUUCUUUUUUCCCUUUGUUCAAGGAGCACUAUCAUAAUCUUGAAACAAAUGUACUUACAAAUAAAACUAUUUUUUCAUCAUUUUGACCUGGAAUUAUCUAAAACUACAUCAUAUGUUAUUUAGAAAGGAAAAGUUUUGAAAUUUAGUCAUUUGCCUUUCAUCACAAAAAAGGUUGCCAAUUCAUUGCACAGAAUUAUAUUGCAAACUGUUCAGUACAUUAGAUCAGAUUAGAAAUAAAUGGGUUUAAAACCUUUUGCCUUCAAAGUACACAGCACAAAAUAGUUGUCUGUGAUAUUUGGGAGAAGUAGUUUAACUUGUUCACACAAUGUUGGCAUGAUAUUGCACCAAAUGUUAGCACAAGUUGAGAUAACUUUAUUUUUAUUGGAAACAAGUUUUCACAUGUUUUCUUAUUUCUUUUUCUCUCUUCAUUUUAGUCAACUCCUCCAUAUAUGUCUGGGCACAGUUACAGAGGCUUUGGGGUUGACUCCCCUCACAGAGCAAGCAUCCGCUCCACAUCAUCAUUUCCAGGGGCAAGUGGAUCAGUUUCUUCCUUUCAUGACAAUCUUAGAGCAUCUCCAAGAGGAACUGUUCCUCAGACUAAUAGCAGAGGUAAUGUGUUGUUUUAGUCAUUUUAGACAGUGUACAACAUUUGUUUGAAAUAUAUGUUGUAGACAGACUACAAGCAGUCCCAGUCCUAGAGAGAGCACAAUUUGAAAGCAAGAGCCACAAACCUGCUCAGGAUUUGCUGGAAGACAACUGCUAUCAAGUCUUCUCUUGCCACAUUCUACAUAUGCAAGUAUUUGUGAGCUGUACAGCUGACUGCAAGAGCCUUUUAUGCUCUUUAACCCUUUAAAUUCCAAGAGCUGAUUUUAAAUUCUCCCCCUAGCUGCUACACAUCUCCUAGUACAUUAGUUACAAGAAUUUGGUGUCAGAUCAAGAUAACAAUUUCUACCUGAUCAGUUUGAGAAAUCUUCUUACCUGUUUGCUGGAUAAUGUACGGAUAUUGUAGAGAGAAUUUACAUGUUUAUCUGGGAGAAAGGGUUAAGAGUUAAAUUGUCAUUAGCAAGUUAUUUCUUUCAAUGUUUAUUUAUUUCUUUUUUUUAAAUACUGAUAAAUUGUUUACUUCAUACUUUAUUCAAACAGCUGUUGUGUCAGCCCUGAAGGGACUGCAAGAAAAGAUUCGUAAACUUGAGCUGGAGAGAGCAGAUGCAGAAGACAAUCUGAAGAAAUUAGCUGCUGAAUCAAGACAUUACAAGGAUGUGCUGCAAAAAGAACUCACUGUCCGUGAAUCUUCACAAGGAGUUAUUUCAAAGCAAAAUAAACGUAGGUUACAGCUUCAUUUAACAUCCAGCAUAAAUACCUUGCAAUACCUGAGGUCUGUACUGAAAGUUGCAGACUGGUUUUUUUUCUUGGCAUUUUAAUGUGUGUGGCCAGAGUUUAAGGCACAGGGGCUAUAAGUCAAUGAAGAAAAAAUGAGAGUUCAUGACUAGAAAUGACAGAACAAGAAAGUGUGGAAAUUGAAUUAUUUUGAAGGAAAAAAAAAUCAACUUUGGCCCCCUAGGUUUCACGCCACAAAUAUUCAAAGUAGUUGAAAAUUUGCUCAUCAGAAGCAAUUGUACAGGACAGAUUUGCCUCAUAAAUUUCAAAAAGCCUUGAUUAAAUUAUUUUUAAGAAAAAUAAAAACUUCUGUUUUAGUACUUCAAUUGAAUCAUUUAUGUGUGUGUUGCUACAUAUUUUAGAGUUAGAAGAUGACCUUCAAGGUGCAGAAGCUCGAUGUAAUUUAUUGGAGAAACAGUUAGACUAUAUGCGUAAGAUGGUUCAAACUGCUGAAACUGACCGAGAUCAGGCAUUACAAAGGUCAGCAAUGGUUGCUAAACAGGCUGCCCAGCAAACCUCUGAUGAUAUGAGAGGACAGUUUGAGAAACUAGCUGGGCUUGAAAGGGAGCACAUGAAGUUAACUGCAUCACAUUCUAUAGCUGAGGUGAGCUUUUGGAAGCCUGUAUAGAGACAUCUGCCAUGUUUCUUGCUCAGGAGAUGAUUGCAUGCAGUAUUUUUUUGGGAAAUUUGUUGUUUUCUUUUAUGGUUUUCUUUGUUUCAACUUUCUAUAGACAUGUCUUGUUCUUGCCCAAACUGUACAAGUCUUUUUUCUUUAAAUAGUGCAAAGUUGUUGAGAAGUUAAAGAAAAAGAAUACCCAUUGACUUGACUCACUUGUGUCUUUCUGUAAGGUCAAAACAGGCAAUCCAGAGUUGGCAGAAUGGGUUUCAUCAUGUGCAUAUACAGUUGCUGUGUAAUAAAAAGAUGCUGUGAAUGAAUAUUCUAUGAGUGUUCACUGUCCAUUUCCCUUUAAUUUCCCCUUGCAUUUCUCAGCACAAUUCACAUGGUUCCAUGUUCAAAAAUUGUUGUGAAAUUAAAUUUCUUUGUUAUCACUGCAAUAGAAGUCUGACCUAUGGUUUUAUCUCAUUUGCAGAGUAAAAUUAGGGAAUUGGAAGAACAACUAAGAGAGGAGGUCCAUCAAAGAAAACUGGUGGAGAAUAAAACCGCAGAGGUUGUUAGUAAUCAUCAUUAUAGCAAUGUGUUGAUACAGAAAGUAAUCUGGAUUAGCAGUAGUUUUGUUUAACUUCGCUCCGUGAUUGGUCUAGAAAACUUAAGCCACCAUCUCAACCAAUCAGAUGCAAAACUAAAACCAAUCACGACUUAAUUGGUUACCCGCGUUUUCCCGCGCUUUAGGCAGUUUGGUCGGUUUUACUUUGAGCGCUCAUUGGCUUUCAAAGAUUUUCUCCUCUCUUCUGAUUAGCCGGUGUGAUUACUUUUGUUUUGGAUUUACGACACUCAAUCGAAAAGCGCUCUAAUCAUAGUUGCAACAUGUUAAAAUUAAACAUAUCAUGGAGGAGCUGUAGCCUAAUGGUUAGACGUGAGAUGAAAAUAAUCGGUGACUAAAUUUGGAGAGAAAAUCGCCAAUUUGGCGAUCUGUUUACGGCGAUCUCCUACCUUCCCUAUUUUUCCGGCGACCAAAACCUCUUUUUUUUUUCGGGGGACUAUUUUACGACUUUAGGUCGAGAAAUAGCGACUUCGAAAAGGAGAUAGCUGAUCACGAGAAAGCUAACACAAGAAAGCACACUGUACAAAAUUAAAAGCAAACUUGUUUCUCUUCCAGCUGGAAUCAGUCGCAGAAACUAACAGAAUACUUAUGAACAUGGCCUCGCCACAACGAACAAAGCCAAAGAAAAAGAAGCGAAAGGUAACUCUCACUUGCGUUAUUUGUGGUAGUUAAAAUUUUUUUUUCUAUGUGUAAAGUAGACGAGUGUUGUUAUAUUCAUUUCAGCCUCCAAGACCUAAACCAAGAAAAUCAAAUCAGCCUGUUAAACCUUCGGAUCACUACCAUUUAAAUUUAGGAAAUAUUCCAUUUGUCGUCGGCCAGGUAUGUGACAAUGUUGAAUUCCUUUAAAACUUAGGUUAGACCAAAAAAAUGGGGAGCAAAGUGAUCAGAAUAGCCAAUCAGAACAGAGAUCAGCAAGGAACCAAUGAGAACUUAAAGCUACGGCUCAAGCGCGGGAAAAUGCGAGUUACCAAGUUAUGCUUGGAUCUAGUGUAGCAUCUAAAUGGUCGAGAAGACUUUUGAAAUUACACCCAAUUUCGUAAAAGCACACUUAUUUGGUAUUGAUGCAGUGAUCAUUUUAAGAUCCAAGUAUGGUGGGAAUUCGAAGAAGUCGCGUGGAAAUUAGUUCUUUGGAUGGGAAGGAUAAUAACACCGAACGGAGUGACAUUUCUUUCUCUCUCAUCUUCUCUUUUAUGGUUUUUUUUCUUUUUGGUGAUAGUCGACUACAAAAUCACACUCUCUUGGAGCUAAUGUACAGACUGUGCUAUCUUUAAUGAAAGCCCAUAACCCAGCGCUGUGUCACGCUGCUGCACGACGGGCUCCGAAAAGACUCCCGCAAAGUGCGGGUUCAGCGAGUGCCAGUGAUUCAGAUAACGCUUUCGAGGGGCUUCUCCUUGGACUACAGGAUGAGUUUGGACACAUCACUUUGUGCGUACUAAUCAGUAUUUUCGCCUAACUUAGUUUUUUAUGUAAGCCAUUUAAAUUAAAGUAUAUGAGACGCGUUAAAGGUAUUAGGGCUACUACAGCCUCGUCUCCAGGACGAAGUCGUGUUGUGUUCACAGUUUUGCACUUUUUGAAUUAUUGUUCAACGAAGAAACCCUAGAUAAAUAAAAUGGUAAAUCGAAUAAAGAGGAAGUCCACAAGGCUAUGAGAGCUCAAAGUCAAAAAACGAGGAAGGAUUUUUUUUAAGUCUAUGGUAUACAAAUUAUAAUAUACAAGUUGUAAGCGAAACUCGCUGGAAAAAAAGGCUCGACAAACUAAAGUUAAUCCCUUUUUUAUGUGCUGUGUAUCAUUUGCAGCGAGCAUCGAGAACUUUCUCGUCAAAUACAAGAAUCCGACGAUCCAAGAAUACAAGAAGAUCUCAGAAGAGAGCUUGAAAACUUAGAAGCUCGAAUGGAAGCAAAAGGAGAACAAAUCGCAAUGGUCCGACGACAGCAAGAGGAAGCGAAACGACAGCGCAAGAAGCAGAAGACAAAAGCAGCGGUAAGACCUAAGAGCGCGAGCGCUGUCCUACCGGCGAGUGGUGGCGAAGUAGAAGUUGUGACAACUGUUAAAACGAAACCUGCUCGAACUGGAGGCACAGUGAAAGAUACUUUAUCAGUCUAUAAAGGGAUGAAGACGCUUCAAACUUCGCUUGGAAAGAAUCAAUAUCAUUGGGACUAGCCAAGCGGAUAUUUCCUGUCCGAAGGGUGGAGGGAAAAGGUUGUUUAGGUGGGAAUAAAUAUACUUGUGGGAGGGUAGGGUUAUAUUAGAUAGAUAGGUAAAAGAGAAAGUUUUUCAAACAGAAGACUUAAAGUGUUCAGACAUGAUACGUGUGGAACUUGCAAGGAGUAAAGAACAGAAAAAAGAGACAGUGUGACAAUCCGAUCAUUGAUUUGUUUUUAUCAAGAUCUUUACUGACUUGCCCAUGAAAUUCUUCAAAUUUAAAAUAAAGAGAAUGUGGAAAGAUGACUGGGAGAACUGACGUUUUAAUAUCUUAACUCAAAAGUAUAAUGCCUCAUUGUACUUUGACUGAACACUGAACAAACAUGUGGAGACUGGCAGUUAUUUAUAUAUAUAUAUAUUGUAUGGUUUUCCUUCGUAAGAAGAUUUGUAAUUAUGUACAUGGAACAAACUUAUUCUGAACUCUUCAAUAAAAGUAGGAUCUCAUGCG